AGAUUCAAUCAUUCGGAAAAUAAAUGUUUCAAUACUUCAGACCCAUCUCACUGAAUUUUCAAUAACUGAAGAAGUCUAUCAAUUCUGACAAGUGCCAUCCAGAAAGUUGCUGUCGAACAUUCAGAGUGGUCCCAAAACUGAGUUAGCCCCUAGUAAAACUUUGUCCAUCUACUGACAUAAAAAUGUCUGAAAUAAGAUUCAGCUCUCUCACCUGGGAUCAAGUUAUAAUACUAGAUCAAGUGUUAGAUGAAGUGAUUCCAAUUCAUGGAAAAGGACACUUUCCCACUAUGGAUGUAAAACCAAAAGAUAUCAUUCAUGUUGUGAAAGACCAACUCAUAGAGCAAGAUAUUAUCAUUAAAGAUACUCGACUGAAUGGUUCCACAGCAAGUUACAUACUUGCAAGCCAUAGUGGAAUCACCUAUAAGGAUUUGGACAUUAUUUUUGGUGUCGAACUUCCAAGUGAUCAAGAAUUUCAGGUUAUUAAAGAUACAGUUCUAAGUUGUCUACUCGACUUUUUACCAAAAGGCGUUAAAAAGGAAAAGAUCACGACGACGAUCAUGAAAGAGGCCUAUGUGCAGAAAAUGGUCAAAGUUUGCAAUAAUCAUGAUCGUUGGAGUCUCAUCUCUCUUUCAAACAAUACUGGGAAGAAUAUAGAACUAAAAUUUGUGAAUUCACUCAGACGACAAUUUGAAUUUAGUGUUGAUUCCUUUCAAAUUGUUCUUGAUUCCAUGCUAGACUUCUAUGUGGACAAAAAUGCCAGUCUCAGCCAAGGAUCCUAUCCUGUUGUUGUAGCUGAAAGCAUGUACGGAGACUUCCAGGAAGCAAUGACACACUUGCAAUACAAACUUAUAUCUACCAGAAACCCUGAAGAGAUUAGAGGUGGUGGCCUUCUCAAGUACAGCAACUUGCUAGUUCAUGACUUCAAGCCAGCUUGUCAAAGAGAAAUCAAGAUUCUGGAACGUUACAUGUGUUCUAGAUUCUUCAUUGAUUUUCCUGAUAUAAGAGAACAACAAAAGAAAAUCGAAUCAUACCUCCGCAAUCAUUUCAGAGGUGAGGAAAGGAGCAAGUAUGAAUACCUUAUGACCUUGCGUGGAGUUGUGGAUGAAAGCACUGUUUGCCUCAUGGGCCAUGAAAGAAGGCAGACUCUUAACAUGAUCACUGUUAUGGCUUUAAAGGUACUUGGAGAACUGAAUGUCCUACCCAAUACAGAUAACGUAACUUGCUUUUAUCAGCCGGCACCCUACUGCACUGUUCAGGGAAGUGGCCCUAGUUAUUAUGUAAGUUCUGGACCACCACCUAUUUUCUUCCAGCCAUACCACCCACUACACUUUCGUGUGCCAAAUGGUAUGUUUUAAAACACAUACGCACAUACACAACAGGAACUUGCUUUUAAUCAAAUACCUCUUAAAGCAAGUUUUUAUGUACUCUAGAUCCACUUUUAUUUCAUGGCUGUAAUCCAUCAUUUAUAGCUUAAACAUUAAAUAUAAUAGCAUUUGUAACAUCAACUCUUUAAAAUAUUUUUAAAUGUUAUUGAUUAAUAACCACUUUCAA
This is a messenger RNA of Echinops telfairi (small Madagascar hedgehog), 1551 nucleotides long. RefSeq names its product terminal nucleotidyltransferase 5D (gene TENT5D). The record is from RefSeq and is a predicted model, not a curated record. Gene Ontology annotation, biological process: mRNA stabilization. Lineage: Eukaryota; Metazoa; Chordata; Mammalia; Afrosoricida; Tenrecidae. The coding region runs from base 183 to 1355 and encodes 390 amino acids. Gene Ontology annotation, molecular function: poly(A) RNA polymerase activity; RNA binding. The transcript is spliced from 3 exons.